This is a messenger RNA of Drosophila busckii, 4601 nucleotides long. Gene Ontology annotation, cellular component: membrane. NCBI's taxonomy places the organism in Eukaryota, Metazoa, Arthropoda, Insecta, Diptera, Drosophilidae. The record is from RefSeq and is a predicted model, not a curated record. The annotation marks the transcript as partial. The transcript is spliced from 7 exons.
AGAGGCGUGGCUAUUGGGCGUGCGGGAGCAAAGGAACAAGAACACACAGCCGUCACAUUGGAUUACGCGCAGUUUCUCCUUAGACCGGAGCCAAUUAGUGGCCAACAGCAACAGCUACAACAGCAACUGCAACAGCUGCAAUUGCAACAGCAGCGUCUGCUGCUGCAACGUUUCGAGCGUGAGUUGCAGCAACAGCAGCAACAACAACAGCAAUUCCUUUACCAUCAGCGGCAAUACUACGAGCGCCUCAGUAGCUACAACGCUCCAACACGUUGGCCGCUCAACAGCAACUACGUUGCGCUACCCCAACAGGAGCCGCAUCCACAAUUGCAGUUGCAGUUACAGCAGCAACAACAGCUACAACAACUGCAGCAGCAGCAGCAGCAGCAGCAACAGCAACAGCAACAGCAAUACAGCUACUACUUUAGUCGCGGCACCAGCAGCAACAGCAGCAGCGGUCUGGGUCUCGGAUUGGGCUUGGGCCUAGGUCUGGGCAGCAGCUGGUAUCAUCUGCCCUCCACCUCGGCGCAUAUUUAUAUCAACAGCACCAGCAGCGGCACACCGUAUCCGUAUCGCUUGGGCUACGGCGUAGGCGGCUAUCCGGCUGCGGCGCUUAUCAACUUUGACGUCUCGCCUACGCCACUCUUGGCUGCCACCAACACCAGCAGCAGCAGCAGCCACAGCGCAGCAGCUGCAGCAGCCGCCGUCAACGCCACUUAUCUGCCGCCAUUGCCGGCGCCCGUGCUACCACCGCCGCCGCCAGCGCCAACAGUUGCCACCGACUACUAUUUUGCCAGUCGCACCAGCAGCACCGUCACUGCAGGCACAACAGCAACAGCAAGCGCAGCAGCCGCCGCCGCCGCAGCAGCAGCCGCAAUCAGAGCAGACUACGCAGCGGUGGUAGCAGCAACAGCCACAGCGGCGGGCGCAUCGUCGGAGGAGGAGCUGCAAGCUGGCGGUUAUCGCUACAAGUCGACGGCCAGGACACGCCGCAGUUACGCCGCUGACUUCGACGCCUACGAUAAUUACGGCUAUUUGCCGGGCCUCACCAGCACCACAGAGGACGAGGACGAUCUGCUCGAGGAUUGUCUGCAGGCCGCCGCGCUACUCUCCACCACAGACUGCGAGAGCCUUGAGGACGUGCGCUUUCUGCCCUACAACAGCAAUCAUCAUCCGGAGUACGACGACGUUGACGACGAGGAGGCGCAAUUGGCGCACAUACUUGAGCUUGAUUUUCCAGAUUUUCUACGCCCUUACAGCAGCAGCAGCGCCGGCAGCAGACACGGCCACAAAACGCCGCCCCAACACGAAUAUCAAACGGAGCACAGCGCUGCCGCUGCGGCUGGUGCAGCAGGAGCAGGAGCAGGAGCAGCGGGUGCAGCUGGUGAAACGCAACAGCAGCAGCAGCACCAUCAGCACUAUCAGCAACAUCAUCAUCAACAUCAGCAUCAGCAACAAUUUCAAUCGCAGCAACAGCAACACCAGCAGCAUCAGCAAUAUCCGCAGCAAUAUCCACACCAACAGCAGCUGCAGCAGCAGCAACAGUCGCAUCAGCAGCAAUCUUAUCAAUCCUAUCAGUAUCACUCGCAGGACAGCUGCGAAGGCUUUAAUCAAUUUGCAAACGACGCCAGCAGCUGCCUGGGACAGCAAAGAAUGAUGGUGAGCAAAUUGUGGAACAGCUGCUUUCCCGAAUUCACGCCGGAUCAUGUGCAUCGCCACAACUUUUAUUUGUGCCAGUGGCAGCGCAAUACGCAGGUGCGCAUUGUGUAUUUGUUUUAUCGCUGGAUAACGGCCAUAACUUGCCUGGCGGCAUUGGUCUGCUCGCUGCUGGACAUUGGACGCACCGAGGAGCACUUUGAGCAUCACUACGCCAAGUGGUGGAUCUAUUUGACGCACUGGGGGCUGCUCUUCUGCACCGUGCAGGCCUGGCUGGCCGCCUGGAUUGUCACGCAGGGCAUGAUGGUGGAGCGCGAGGAUUUCGAGAUAGUGCGCCAGGCGAAGAAGAGUCGACUGCAUCAUCUGUACUGGGUGCUCUACACUUGCGCCACAGUCUAUGCCUUUAUCGUAACCAUGUGCUAUUGGCUGCUGGUGCAUAAUCCAGAUAUCCACAAGAUCGACACGCUCAAUAUAAUGGUGCAUGUGCUCAAUACGAUUAUAAUGCUCAUAGAUCUGGCCGUUGUGGGACAUCCGAUUAAAAUGAGCCACGCCUACUUUACCACAGGCAUUGGACUGGCCUAUGCCAUAUUUACAGGCAUUUACUUCCUGGCUGGCGGUACAGACAGAAAAAAUCAAACUGCCAUCUAUCCGAUGAUGGACUGGACCAAGCCGGGCAAGGCCAUCAUUGUCACAGCCUGUGCCAUCAUUUUUACAUUCUUUGUGCACUUUUGCUGCUAUUUGCUCUACCGCGGACGCGUCUGGCUCUUCACCAAGCUCUGCAUACGUGGCCGGCACAACCGAGAUGGCGAGAUGGGCGAGGGGCUUAAUGAUGAUUCGGGAUCCCGCAUGGGCGGCGGCGGCGGCGGCGGUGUUGGUGGCGGCAUUGCGGCUACAGUGGUUGGUGGGGGCGGUGGCAGCAGCCAAGACUAUGCGCAUCAGCAACAGUAUCCUAUAGCGCAUACGGAGCAGCCACGCCCCAUUGCCAUCUCACAGCAGCCGCUGGGCAGCUACCAGAUGCCGCCACAGUAUUCUGGAUAUUUGCAGCAGCCCGUGGUCGCGGGCGUCAAUGUGGGCGUGGUCAGUGCCGAGGGCGUCUAUCAGCCGAUUGGCACGGACUCGGGACGCACAAGUGGCGGCGGGCCGGGUGCAAGUGGCAGUGGCAGCGGCAGUGGAGAAGGUGCCGGCUCCAAGCACAAGGUAUCCGGCUCGGCACUAACACGCACCGUGGCCCACUUGGAUGCGGCGCAGCGGGAGCAGUUCCUCAAUCCCAACAAGAUAGUCGAGUAUAAGAUGUAAAGGCGUUGUACCCGGCACCGGUAUACGUUCCACUUGUCCAUGAAAUUUCUGGAGAAGCACUGUGCCCAAUGCGAGGCGACGCGCGAGGCGAGCAGCGAGGAGCAGCGGCAUCUGGCGAGCGCGACGAGCAACGAGCCAGAGGCGGCAACGUAGGCACAGUGGUUUAGGUUAGUUUAAGCAUUCCAGUUGCACAGUGCACAGUGGUUUGCAAGUAGUUCGUCUUGUAGCGCCACCUGUGUGUCGUAACUGUAAAAUGUAGUUUCGUAAUUUUGUAAAAGCUUUGCCACAGUAGACAUUCGAUUUGUGCGACCCCCGCUCGCAACCGAAAGCAACUAUAAUCGAUAUGUAUUCGUAGUUUGCAUAGACUUUAGACCGUUUUCGACGAAUUUAAUGCAAUUUUCCAAUACUUUCGGUGGACUAAGUUGAGCAAUUUGAUUUGUGUUUGUUUAUUUUUUUGAUUGUGUUUGAAUUAAAUUUGAUAUAAAAUUUAUAUUUUUAAGAACGCAUACUGCCUCAAGUAUUGACUUUUUGUUCACGUUUCUUUUUUGCAUAUAUAUACACAUAGAUAUAUAUAUAUAUAUAUAUCGGUGCAGGUGUACAGCGCUUAGACGCAGUAUUAAAUUCACAACAUUUUUGCCAGCACUUAGCACACUGUGCAGGCACCCGCAAAGGUAAGGCAGUAAAAUUAUAAACCAAAUAUAUAACAAGAGUAAAAGAUUUAAUUUUAAGUCAUGUUUGGCAUUGCUUAAAUUAAAGUUUUUUAAACAAUAAUAAUACAGAGAACAAAAAAUGUAAUUUAGUUGCAUUAAAUAUUUCCAAGCAGCUUAAACUAACUAAAGUAUGCACGACCUUAAAUAAUAAUUUUAAAACAAAAAAGUAUAAAAGCAAAAGUUUAUUAAAAUUGUUAAAACGAAAACACAAAAACGAAAAGAAACCUAAAAACACAAAGCAGUAUUAAACAAUUGUUAUAAACCGUACAUUCUUUGCUCAGUAUACAGUAUAAAAAAAAGAAGAUAAUUGUACAAUAUUUAUGCAUUGCUAAAGAGUUUUGUGUAUCGCAAUACCUUAUAAAAAAAACACAACUCCAAUUACCUGGCAAAUCACAAUACUUACAUAUAUACCUAUUAUGAAAACAAAAUAAAAAAAAAUUAAAAACAAAAAAAACGUUUAGAGUGAUUAGUGUAAACUGUAUUUUAAAUACUUAUGUGUAUGUAAAUAGUUGCAUCUGUUGAAAACAAUUGCUUUGAAGUUUAAACAAAAGUAUCUAUACUCAAGAAAAAUUAAAAUAUUUGACACAACACACACAAACAAAAUCAAAUGGGCAAAUUCUAUAUAAAUUGUUGUAACUGUAAACUCCAAAGGUAAAACCAAAAUAUGACAACUAAAACCAAAAGAAAAAAAUCAAAUACAAAUGAAUAAAACUCGUCAAGAGGAAUGUGUUAACAAGUAAAUAAAUUAAAACUAUAAACAAAAUGCUUAAGGAACAAGCAAACAUGUAUAACUUAAAAGUCUAUUCAAGUCUAUAUAGCUAUAUAUGUUUGUAUGUGUGCUUAAGUGUUCAUAAACUCAAAAUAGAUUACAUUUAAUUUUCGAUAGAUUUACAUAAAAACUAACAGCAAUAUUUAUAAAAUGCACACACACAAAUACAC